GGAACAUGGAGUCUUCACACAGCACAAGUGUUUACACGCCACAUUCAAAUAUCUUUAAAAAAAAUCUACAAGUUAAAAGUUGAUGGGUCACUUUAUCAGACCAGUUCCCAUUUAUGAAAGCAAAUAUAAAGAAUUAGAAAACUACAGGAUAACUGGUCAUCUGAUACCAGAGACACUCACAGCAUGGACACGUCUGGAAACACAACGUACUCCAAUGAAGAACGUGUGUAUGAAAACCCAUUUAGCAGUGGGGAAGAAGCCAAUAUGGGAGAAGAAAUGUAUAUAAAUUAUAGCGUUAAUAACUGUCAUGAUAAAGUAGCGAUCAAGACCAUCCAAAAAGGACCAGGACCAGGACCAGGGGCAGUUGUUCCAUUGAGUUCAUUGUGGAGAGCUGCAGCAGUGUGUCUGGGGCUGCUGUGUGCUCUCCUACUGGCUGGGGUCAUAGCACUGGGAGUCAUCUUCACCAGAGUUAAUGAAGACAAAACCAUAAAGACUAUGGAGAGAGACCAACUACAGACCAAUUACACCGACCUGAGCAGAGAGAGAGACCAACUACAGACCAGUAACACCAACCUGACCAGAGAGAGAGAUGACCUUAAGAGGAGACUGUGCGAUCUCACUUCCUGUUCUGCUGGCUGGCCGAAGUUUGGCUGCAGCUGUUACUACGUCUCUAAUGAGAUGAAAAACUGGACUGACAGCAGACAGGACUGUCUAAGGAGAGGAGCAGACCUGGUGAUCAUAAACAGCCAUAAGGAACAGGUGAGAGAUGGAGAGAUGGAGAGAGAGGAAUUCCUCAAUAACUUCACCAAGAGAGUGUGGAUCGGUCUGUCUGACACAGUAACCGAAGGGAACUUUACCUGGGUGGACGGAACUCCACUGACCACACCCACGUACUGGUUCAGCCCUCAGCCUGAUAAUCACCUUUACAAAGGCAACGUUAAUGAGGACUGUGCUGAGAUAUACUACCCGUCUCAUUCUGAUACAAAAGUUGGUAUUCCCAAGACAUGGAAUGAUAACAGAUGUGAUUUUAAUAAUUCCUGGGUCUGUGAGAGAGGGAUCUAACAGAUAUACUGUGGGUUUUCUAUGCAUAUACUUUACAUAUUUUAUUACAUUUUCCAGCUACUUUUUUGUCACGUGAAUAUUACCUGUCAUCAGAAUCAGAAUCAGAAUGGGAUUUAUUCGCCAUGAAAGUUUGCACAGACAAGGAAUUUGCUUUGGCAGGUCAUUUCACUUCCUAAACCUUGGGACACACUGCCUGCGAUCUACCGCAAGGAGUCAGAUGGUUGAGCGGUUGAGCG
This is a messenger RNA of Hypomesus transpacificus, 1298 nucleotides long. RefSeq names its product CD209 antigen-like protein E. The record is from RefSeq and is a predicted model, not a curated record. The coding region runs from base 184 to 1062 and encodes 292 amino acids. NCBI's taxonomy places the organism in Eukaryota, Metazoa, Chordata, Actinopteri, Osmeriformes, Osmeridae. The transcript has 6 exons.